CUGGGCACCAGAUAAAAGCCCUGGGCGGCCGCGUGGGGACCACGGCCAGCUCAGGACCGCCCACCGGCUCUGCUCCCUCCUCCCGGCGGGUGGCCGGAGCUCCCGUCCUCUGCCCGCGGUGGGCGCGGGGUCUGCACCCAGGGAACACCAGCGGGAGUUUUCUGGUUUGCUCUCAGCUCUCCCGAUGAUCUAUUUCUGUCUUUCCUUUGGGAAAAAUGCGCUUUGCCAAUGACUAAUCUCGGCCCCGCCGAGAUGUUAUCAGCUGUCAACUGCAGGGCAGGACCACAGCCCAGGUGUAGAUGAGAUACAGUGAGGCUGCAGCCCGACCUGCCAGCACCACCUGAGUCCCGUCCCCACCGGGCGCCGCUGUCCCUGCGCAGGCCCCGGGGAUGUGGCCACCGCAGUGACCGCCGGGGCGAGGCCGCCCUGGAAGGGCCGAGCCAGGCGUGCGAGGAGCGGGUGCCUCCCGGUGCGGGCGUGUGUGGAGCCCCUGGAUGGAGCUUGGGAGUCAAGGCCCCUCAUGUCUGUCCUGCUGACUCUGUGCGUCGUGCUCCUGGUCCUGGCGACCCCGGGCCGAGGCGCCGGGAGAUGGGAGCCCUGCACGGACCUGCGGCCCCUGGACAUCCUGGCAGAGGCGGUCCCUCCUGAUGGCGCUGCGGUCGGGGUCACGGUGACACAGGUCCAAGGUGCGCGAGGACUUCAGCUCUCAGCCGCUGCCCCCCACGACCUGAGCUUUCCUGCGUCAAGGAUUUUCUUCAGAUGCGACCUCUUCCCGGAAGAAUUUUCCAUCGUCGUAACCUUGAAAGUUCCCAGUCUUCCCGCUAAGAAGAACGAGUACCUGUUCACGGUGGUGGCGGAGGAGCGGGACUCGCUGCUGCUCGGCCUGCGCUACUCGCCCACCCAGCUGCACUUCCUCUUCCUCAGGGAGGACGGGGCGCGCGCCUGGCAGGUCCGCGUGUCCUUCCGCGGCCCGGCUCUGACGGACGGCCAGUGGCACACGCUGGUCUUGGCCGUGUCCGAAGGCUCCUUCUCCCUCACCAGGGACUGCGGCCUCCCCAUGGACAUAAUGGCUGAUGUGCCCUUCCCAGCCACCCUAUCGGUGCAAGGAGCCCGGUUCUUCAUCGGCAGCCGGAGGAGGACCAAAGGCCAGUUCACGGUAAGUACGGAGGAGCUGCCUGCCUGGACCUCCCAACACCAGUGCUCCUGGGGGCCUGUCACCACUGGUCUGGCACCCCAGUUUGACACUGUUGGCCUGGUGAGGCAGCUGGUUCUGCUGCCCGGCUCAGACGCCACCCUGAGGCUCUGUCCCUGCAGGAAUCCUGAGCUCGCCCUGCUGUCCAUCCCCCCUCUCCUGCGGGGACUCGCAGGGAAGCCGGAAGAUAGUGAGGUGCUGAAGUAUCCCUAUGAAACCGACAUGAAGGUGACGCUGGGAUCCCGGCCGCCGUGUACCAAAGCGGAGGACGCCCAGUUCUGGUUUGACGCCGGCCGCAAGGGGCUACACCUGUGCGUGGGCAGCGAGUGGGUCUCCGUGUUAGCAGCCAAAGAAAGGCUGGAGUACGUGGAGGAGCAUCAGAGCCUGUUCACGAACUCGGAGACACUGGGUAUCGAGGUCUUCGUCAUCCCUGGGGCCGGGCUCUUCGUGGCCACUGCCAACCGGAAAACCACGUCCGCCAUCUACAAAUGGGCCGACGGGAAGUUCUCCUCAUACCAGGACAUUCCCACGCACCAAGCGCAGUCCUGGAGACAUUUCACCAUUGGAAAAAAGAUCUUCCUGGCUGUGGCUAAUUUUGAACCGAAUGAAAAGGGUCAGGAGUUCUCUGUCAUUUACAAAUGGAGCCAGAGAAGGCGGAGGUUCACACCGUACCAGAGGGUCCUCACCCACGGUGCCCGAGACUGGGAGGCCUUCGAGGUGUCCGGGGAGCACUUCCUGGCCGUGGCCAACCACCGGGAAGGCAGCGACCACAACAUCUACAGUGUCAUCUACAAGUGGAGCCCAGGGGCCCGGCUCUUCGAGGCCAACCAGACCGUCGCCACGUCGGGCGCCUGCGACUGGGAGUUCUUCACGGUGGGGCCCUACGCCUUCCUGGCCGUGGCCAAUGCCUUCAAUGGCACGUCCACGCAGCUGCAGUCCCACCUGUACGUGCGGCUGGGCGGCAGCUUCCAGCUCUUCCAGUCCUUCCUGGUAAGGACCUUGCGCUCCCCGCCGGCCCCGCACCUCUGCCUGGCGCCUGGGCGACGCAGGACCCCGGGCCGCACGAGCCAGGACCAGGGCCCCAGCCCGGGCCUCCGCGCCCAGGCGCCUCCCCAGAAUAAGGCUCAGGCCGAGCCCCUGGGACCCCGAAUAUAGCCUGGGAGCCCUAAAUGAGGCGGGAGGGCUGCCCUGGCACGGAGUUUCUGGCAGCCCGGCUGCUCAGCCGGGUCCCCUGGCCCCUGGGGGCCCUCACGGUCUGACCCACCUUUAUGUGGGCGCCAGGCUCUUGCCCUGGAGCAGCAGGCAGCUGGCCUCUGACCUGGUCAGCUGUGGUGGCAGCACUGUCCACCUUCCCUGCAGAACUUGAGUGUCCCUCAGCUGGUCCCCGCUGUCGUGGGCUGCCUGGAGGGACCUCUGACUGAGGCAGCGAGAAGCCUUUAUUACGUGGCGUGGCCCCAGAUGCCCGGCUGAACCACGCAUGAGCCUCUGGGCCCCGGGCUAGCGGGCGGCGUUGGCAUCCCCUCUUCACGCCCACCGUGGUCUAGGGUGACGAUGUGGGGCCCCAACCCUCCUCCCACCUUCCCUCGCCCUCCUCCCUCCAAGCCGCCCAGCUUGUCCCUCUCAGUGUCAGACCCCAGGCCGAGCCCCCACGGGUGAUUCUAAAAUCGAGAGCCACUGUCGGCAUUUGCAUCGUCCUGGCCGCGUCCCAAUGUCGUUCGCGCAGAGCCGAGGGUAUGGCUGUGAUCACUCCCUUCUCAGUGGCUUCAGUGGUGGGAUGACCUUCGUGCCACCCCAGGGGACAGUCCCUGAAUGCAGUUCAGACUCUCCUUUCAUGCCACAAGCCCACCACACGUGGCUCACUUCAUACGUGGACCCCAUGUGCUGCACAUAAUGUUUUUCGACAAGCUCCUAAUUGCUUUUUCUGAAGUCCCUCCCUCCCUCUCCUUUCCUUUCUGGGGAAGAAAACCCCCGUCUCUGCACAUGGUAACGUCCCCCGGCUUCUUGCUGGCCAUCCCCAUCCCCGAGAGCCGCUGUGAACACCGCGUCUUCAGUGCCUCCUGAGUUUCCACCCGCGUGUUGGUGCUCCCAUCGCGUCUGCAAGGCCUCUGGCCGGUAUGCGCCCGUGAAGACCCCUCCCUCUUUUCCCAUAACCCCCCUCCUGGGCCCUCCUGCCUGUGCUGUCCGGGCUGACUGUCUCUAGAACUGACAAUGGUCCCCUUUCUGGAACUUUCCUUUACCGCCAUCUUUGGCUGGAGCCACCGUGUCCAAUUCUGAUGUCCGGUGUUCUGGUUGACCUCAAGUACACCCCGCCUUCCAGGUGCUCCCCGACACUCCCCAGCGUCCCUGCAGCUCAGCCAGGUUAUGUGACCAGGACCAGCCAAUGGGUGUUGAGCAGAGUGAGGCCACGUCAAUCCUGGGCUGAGGGUGAGAGCUCACCCCUCGCCCUCCACAGCCACGUGGGCCACGUGCCCCGACAGCACAGCCACAGGCUGGGGGAGCCGUGACCUCGCCGGCUUCAUCCCAGUGAGGGCGACCUUCUGUGGUGGGAAGUGUGGACACUCAUGGUGGCUGCAUCCUUUACCCUGCCUCAUGUACUGCAUGCAGGAUUUUAGGGGGGAAGUUUCCUUGGAAACACUGAGGGCAGCCCCCUGCCUCCCCAGGUGCCUUUCCUAUGACCGUCUCUGCCCUCAGUGCCCACAGGCUUCUUCGCAGUGGUUUCCUGUGCUUCCUGUCUGAUUGGUCUCCGUGCCCUUUCAACCUGAAGGCGUGCAUCCCCAGGCCUGGGAGAUUUUCUUAGUUUUUCUUGAUUGUCUCACGCUCCCCUCUCUCUAGAACGGUUAGCAAGCUUUCGGAUCUCCUGGAUUGAAUCUAUCUUUUCUUUUUCUACAACCUAGACGCUUUCCUUACCUUUAUUCUCUCAUCCUGUUGAUGAGCAUCUUCUUGUAAUGCUAGGAAUCGUGUUUUUAAUAUCCAAGAACUCUUCCCUUUAACGGCAUUCUGUAUUUACUCUAUAAAUGCGGUAUCUUCUUGAAUACUUCUGAAGAUAAUUAUAAUUUUAUUUUUUAAGAGUUUGUGUAAUUUCUUUUCUUUUUAAGUAUAUUUAUUUUAUUUAUAUUUAUUUUUGGCUGCAUUGGGUCUUCGUUGCUGUGUGCAGGCUUUCUCUAGUUGUGGAGAGCGGGGGCUACUCUUCAUUGCGGUGCACGGACUUCUUAUUGUGGUGGCUUCUCUUGUUGUGGAGCACGGGCUCUAGGCACGGGGACUUCAGUAGCUGUGGCUCGCGGGCUGUAGAGCGCAGGCUCAGUAGUUGUGGCUCGCGGGCUCUAGAGCGCAGGCUCAGUAGUUGUGGCUCAUGGCUUAGUUGCUCCACGGCAUGUGGGAUCUUCCUGGACCAGGGCUCGAACCCGUGUCCCCUGCAUUGGCAGGCGGAUUCUUAACCACUGCACCACCAGGGAAGUCUGAUAAUUAUAAUUUAAAAAAAUUCUAUUCUGUUCCUAGAACCAGCUCAGUUUCUUCCAGUAUGUGUGUAUGUAUAUGUUGUAGCCUGACUCUCAUGUUCUAGGUCUUUUAUAAAACAUCUGGAGGACCCUUAGUUUUCUGUGUAUGUUUAACGUUGAGCCUGGCAGUGGGUGGCGUUGUCACUGGCCGCUGUGCCCCAGGGAGCUGGGGACCUUGUUGAGGCCCUUGAUGAAGACCUUCCUAAACUGGCCUCUUGCUCAGAUGUAGGUGAGGCUGGAUCACAGUGUUGGCAGCUACAGGAUGCUAAUCUCCAAGAGGCACUCCCCAAACAGCUGCAGGAACCCUCCUCAUAUCACACGCUUGGUGUGACAGCCCUGCUAGGGACCUGUGUGGUUGACCAGAAGGCCGCUUGCCGGGCCUCUGUGCCAGGCUGCAGGACUGUGCUCUCUGGACACCACAGGAGUCGCUCCCCUGUUCCACCGGCUUGUCUGCUAGAUAUUCGGAAACCGUCACCGCAGGUCUCUCAGAACAGUCUUCAGUUCCUGCCGUUGUCCCCCGUGCGGUAUGUUCCAAAUCCCAAGGGGAUUCUGGCCAGUCUCUUUGAACGCCUCCCAGUGUGCCGGCUCCAGGUACGUGAGACCCGGAAACUCUGCAUUUCAGGCUGCAUCUGGAUCCAGCUCCAGCCUGCACCCAGCCCUGCCGUAGGCUCAGACACAGAAGGGAGGCCGGGGCCAAGGGGCAGCGAUGGUGCCAGCUGAGCCAGGGCGGGGGCCAUCCGGGUUACAGGACCUAAAGGAGAACCAGCUGAGGGGUGUGACGUCAGCUGGAAGAAUCACCCACAAGGGCGGGCGAGAGCAGGACCACAGUGGCUGUGAGAGAACGUGUCUCUGGCCAGCGGGCAGAGUGACUGUGGGGGCUGCGAGGGGGCACUGCUGCCACCCGAGCCCGCAAACAACUGUGGAGCCCUGCCUGAAGGCUUCCUUCUCUAUGACCCGUGUUUCUUCACACUCGAGUCCUCAGAACCCACGAGGUCCCACUUUCAUGUUGUGCCAGCACUUUUCAUACUGUGUUUUAAUGCUCUUAGGUCCUGGCGAUGUCUUCAUGUUUCCACUUGAUUUGGAGCUUUGCACCAUCUCGCAUGGCCAUGGGCUUUGAAGCAGGAGAGGCCGGUGCUUUGAAAGCAUGUGUGGGUGGAGAGGUGCCCACACCGCAGGGAAACCUUUCUGGAGGGACGGCCGGGCAAGGGCGCACGCCGGUGUUUGCGAAGCUGUGCACACGGACAGUGCUGGGAGGGGCGCUGGGCGGGGCCCCAGGGCUGCGGGGUGAGUUCAGCUCACCGGGAGGGCCCGGGCCAUGGCCACGCCAGGUCUGUGGCUCAGGUGUAUGUGGGAGGCUGGCUGCCCACCCUGGAUGAAUUCCUCAGCCCCACCCUCCAGACCUCCCCGCCUCUCCCACCAGGAAUCCUGGAACCUUCCUCAGGUGGCAGAGACCACAGCUCCACUUGGGCUCGCCAUCUUGGACCAAAGGAGGUCCGAGCAGGGUGUGUGCAGGAAGGAAUGGGCUCUGGCCACAGAAAUCCAGCCUCCAGCCCCUGGGGUUUCUGCUCCCUGAGCUGUCUGGCUGUGGGGCCUGUGGUCACAGUCAUCACGUGUAGUCCCAGAACG
Messenger RNA from Orcinus orca (killer whale), 6312 nucleotides. RefSeq names its product thrombospondin type laminin G domain and EAR repeats (gene TSPEAR). NCBI's taxonomy places the organism in Eukaryota, Metazoa, Chordata, Mammalia, Artiodactyla, Delphinidae. Gene Ontology annotation, biological process: signal transduction. The transcript is spliced from 9 exons. Bases 521 to 2347 code for a protein of 608 amino acids. The record is from RefSeq and is a predicted model, not a curated record.